Messenger RNA from Carassius auratus (goldfish), 1462 nucleotides. RefSeq names its product CCAAT/enhancer-binding protein delta-like. The record is from RefSeq and is a predicted model, not a curated record. Gene Ontology annotation, molecular function: RNA polymerase II cis-regulatory region sequence-specific DNA binding; DNA-binding transcription factor activity, RNA polymerase II-specific. The transcript is spliced from 6 exons. NCBI's taxonomy places the organism in Eukaryota, Metazoa, Chordata, Actinopteri, Cypriniformes, Cyprinidae. Gene Ontology annotation, biological process: myeloid cell differentiation; DNA-templated transcription; regulation of transcription by RNA polymerase II. Bases 453 to 1028 code for a protein of 191 amino acids.
AGAAGUUCAGUCCACUGUCGGUCAGAGAAGCGGGUUAUAAUUACUGCAAGGGUCUCUACUUCUGCUCUGUGUCAUCACUUCUAAUAGAACGGCUGUGGUUUGAGCUUUUUGGAAAGAAUACGGAUGAUGGAGACAUUAGUAAAUCUCCUACUGCACUCGUGGCAGGCGACUGAAGCUCUGGUGCACCUGAACAAGGCCAGAGGAGACGGUGCGUGGGGAGAACCAGCGGUGGAUCUGACAUGUCUUCGGAGGAGAAGGACAAAAGCACACGAGUUCCUCCGUCCUGAGUGAGUCUCCUCUGAUUGGCCAAUCAACCAUGAGGCGUUCAGGAAUUAUGGGGAAACAAUGUAGCAUUUGCAGGCGCUGAAGUACCUGUAUCAUAACGGAUCCUGUGGAAGAACACACAAAGAUUGUGUUUGAGAGCAGACGAGAAGCUCCAGCCGUCCUGAGCCAUGUCCGUCUCCGACAGCCCUGCGUCCUCCAUCUGUAUGUUUGCGCUCCAUCAUCAGUCGUCCAGCUCUCCGGCCGGCGCUCUGAACCCUGACCCCAGCAGCAUGAGCGGUCAGAUGUCUCAGAUGGACACAGGUGUGUACGGUCAGCCCAUGGUCUUCCCCAAGACUCCAGACGGCCGGAGCAUGGAGCAGAUGAUGGGCUUCGAGCCGUACUCCUCGUGUCUGACCCCCAGCAGCUCUGAACGAGCAGCGCAGCAGAACCAGCAGGAUUUUUCGCAGUUUCUUCUGCCGCCCCCAGCCUCCACCCUGCGGCCGAUGGGACAGAAGCGCGGCCCGAGCAAAGACAGCGUGGAGUACCGUCUGCGUCGAGAGCGCAACAACAUCGCGGUGAGGAAGAGUCGCGAUAAAGCGCGGCGUCGGAUCCAGCUGACCCAGCAGAGGGCGCUACAGCUCCAGGACGAGAACCACAACCUACAGCUGCACAUCCAGCGUCUGUCGCACGAGGUGGAUUCACUCAGACACUAUCUGUCACAGCGCCACCUACAGGCCAGAGAGCAGGACACCGCUGGAGACUGAAGGUUCUGUCAGUUGGGAUUGGCUUUGUGAUUUUUUUUUUGGAUAGUUUCAUGUAAAUGUUAUAAUAUCGAACCGUUCGGUAUGGUAUCAAUGGUUCAGUGUGCGCUUCUGAAUUCCAGUUUUGCAUUUGUUGGUUUUAUUUCUCCCAGAAUUGGCUUUGUGUUUGUGCUCACUUUUAAAGUGCAUUAAAAAAAGAAGCACACGCCGAGCAUCUAAACCUGUUUUCCAACAAUAGAAGACAUUAUAACUUGUUUUUACAUCACUCUUCGUUUUGUGAUCUGAUGUGGCUGAAAAUAUAAGCCUGUUCUAUACUGUAAUAAAGAAUAGAAAUGGUUAUGAGAUGCCUUGAGCAUUUAGGCAUUGUAGUUUGAGGUUUUCUGAUUUGAUUUAAAUAAACGGUUACAUUUUUUGACUCGUGGAAAUUUUUGUGCUUU